Messenger RNA from Nezara viridula (southern green stink bug), 3906 nucleotides. The record is from the annotation of a GenBank genome assembly. Lineage: Eukaryota; Metazoa; Arthropoda; Insecta; Hemiptera; Pentatomidae.
UCAGAAUUAAUUAUUUAUAUUUAUCUAGAUUAAUCUGAUUGAGCUGGCGCUGUGUCCUUGUUUAUGAGAAGGUUAAAAUAUAACAGUCGUUAGGUUAUGGCUUGUAGGUUUGCUUGGUUUCUCUGUGUGAAACAAUCAUAAUGAAUAACUAAUAAUUCUUGCAAUUAACCCUCCUCUUUUUAAUCGAUUAUAGACGAUUUUAAUAUAUAUAUCAUUUUGUGUUUCAAUUUUUUUUUGUGAAUAUUUAAAUACUAAAAAAAUGAAUAUUAAUCCUAAUGCAACCCCUACUAAUAAGGAAAAAUAUCCUUAUGUUAACGAUUCACUAUUAUUUCGUAGAGUUCAACAGUAUAUUGAAACCUUUGAGGACCCUGAAAGAAUAGACACUGAUUCUAUGGUUGAAGACCUUAGACUGAAAUUUAAAGAGUAUGGUAGAAGACAAAAAAGUGCUUUUAAAGGAAUGGUUAAAAGGGCUUACAGGAUUAUCAUGGAAAGCAGAGAUGAAAAUAAUUCAGCUUCUGAAAAUUCUAAAUCCGAAGUAGAAAUCGACAAUAUUGAUGAUAAUGAUGAAGAAGAUGGUCCUGUUGAAGUUGGAUUGGAAGCUCAGAAUGUCUCUGUUACUUCCUCACCUUACUUAAAUUCCAUCCAAAAAAUAUUUAUGAAGCAGAAUGGUAACAAGGAUGAAAAAAAUUCCAAUGAUAAUGGUAGAAGUCAGAUUCCAACUAACCUUAAAAGACGGAAGAGAAGUCAUGUUAUGGCUCAGUUUACUAAACUGCCCAAUGUUAAAGUUACACCUGUUGAAAUCAACAAAAGACCUUCUCCAGCUGAUGCUUACACGCCAGAUCCAAAUAAGCCUAAAAUAAAGGGUACAAUCAUUGCACCUAUACCCAGUGUAACUUUUGACUCUUUUGGAGGUUUUCCUAAGGUUCUUCAAGAUAUAAGUGAAUUAGUUAUUCACAUAAAAGAAGUGGACAUUUAUACAGAACUUGGUGUAACUCCACCUAGGGGAUUUCUUCUCCAUGGGCCUCCAGGUUGUGGGAAAACACUUUUGGCACAAGCUGUUGCUGGUGAACUGAAAGUACCAUUGGUUAGAGUUUCUGGCCCGGAACUGGUUGCUGGAGUGUCAGGUGAAUCAGAAUCCAGAAUAAGGGAGCUAUUUGAUUCUGCUGUUGCCAGAGCUCCAUGUAUACUUUUCAUUGAUGAAAUAGAUGCUAUCUCUCCUCCAAGAGACGUUGCUCGAAGAGAGAUGGAAAGACGAAUUGUUGCUCAACUUCUUACAUGCAUUGAUGGGCUCAGUGAAGUUGAAGGUGGAAGCAAGGUAAUAAUUAUUGGUGCUACAAAUCGACCAGAUGCUCUGGAUCCAGCACUGAGGAGAGCAGGAAGAUUUGAUAGAGAAGUUUGUUUGGGUAUACCUGAUAGAACUGCUAGGAAACAGAUCCUUCAAGUUCUUACCUCUGGGAUAAAACUAAGUCCAGAUAUAAAUUUAGAUAUACUUGCUGCAGCUUCUCCUGGAUUUGUUGGUGCAGACCUAAAGGCACUGAUGUCUGAAGCUGCAAUCGCUGCUGUAAAUAGAGUUUUGAUCCAGCAGAAAGAAAAUAUUCGUUUGACUCAUUGUUCAACAAACGGUGAAAUAAAUAUAUCCCCUGAGUCAACUUCUACUUUGGAUAGGAAUAGUGAAAUAGUUGAAGCACCAAUGGUUAUCGAUGAUAAUAAUGUUACUACGUCUUGCAAUAAGAAAUCUGACAAAGUAGAUGAUUUUAGUUGUUUGUUGAAAUGUAGUGGAACACUUCUGACCCACGAACAGCUUAAAAAUCUAUUUAUCGAGAUGGAUGAUUUCACUAAAGCAUUUAAAUCAGUACAACCUUCUGCCAAAAGAGAAGGUUUUGCUACAGUUCCAGAUGUAACUUGGGAUGAUAUUGGAUCCCUAAAAGAUGUCCGCAGUGAGCUUCAGAAGUCUAUUAUGAUGCCUGUAAAAUAUGUCACUGAAUUUGAAAAAUUAGGAAUUACAGCUCCUUCUGGUAUAUUACUUUGUGGUCCACCUGGUUGUGGUAAAACUCUGCUUGCCAAAGCAGUCGCUAAUGAAGCUAACAUAAAUUUUAUUUCAGUCAAAGGACCUGAAUUAUUGAAUAUGUAUGUUGGUGAAAGUGAAAGAGCUGUUAGACAGUGCUUUCAAAGAGCCAAAAAUUCUCAACCUUGUGUCAUAUUCUUUGAUGAAAUAGAUGCAUUAUGUCCCAGAAGAUCAGCUUCUUCAGAGGGUCAUAAUACAAGAGUUGUUAAUCAAGUGCUAACAGAAAUGGAUGGUAUUGAAGGCAGAAAAGGAGUUUUCCUCAUGGCUGCUACUAAUAGGCCUGAUAUGGUUGAUCUAGCAGUUUUGAGACCAGGAAGACUUGAUAAAAUUUUGUAUGUGGGCUUACCUUCUGCUGAAGAUCGAAUUGAUAUUUUAAAAGCUCUUACAAAGAAUGGCACUAAACCACUAUUGAAGGAUGUUGAUCUCCAACAAUUUGGAAGAGAUCCGCUUUUAGAUGGAUACACUGGAGCAGACUUGGCUGCCUUGGUGAAAGAGGCCUCGGUUAUUGCUCUUACUGAAUAUAUUAACCACAAUGAUACAGGUGAUCUUCAUGUCUCCACCAAUAUGCUCAAGCUGGCUGCUCAAAAUAUCAGGCCAUCAGUUUCAGUUAAGGUUAGUUAUAAAUCAUUUUUUUGUUGCUCUUCACUAAUUCAAAUAUAUCACUGAUUGCUUGUAUCAUUCUUUUUCUAUAUGUAUUAUUGUUUCUCAUUUCUUCCAAAACUGUUUCACUUCUAUCAUUUUCAAUAAACUCUUGGCACUCUUUAUCUGAUUUUAUAAUAUGUGAAAUUCUCUCUAUCGGUAAUAGAAGGAGAUGAAGAUACAUAAUGGCCAUCGCUUGAGCUGUUGGCAAUGCGUCGUGUACACUCAUUAAACUGAUCCCAUGUCAAGAUAGCCUUUGGAUCUACCUCAUGUUCUGUUAACUCUCGGGAAAAGUUAUUGUAAUAAUGUACUAAAAGUGAUUCAAAGUUAUUUGAUCGUAACAUACUGUUUGUUGUCAGUAGUAUUGCUAGCAAAACAUCCAAUGCAGGUGUGUUAUAUCUCGCUUGUUGAAAAUUUGUUAUUACACUUUCAGUGACUCCUUUAUCUUCAUUUGUUUUAAAAAGAACAUUACCAGCUGUUAUACAACCAUUCAUGAGAACAUUUCGAUAUUUUCGUGAUGGAAUUACACGGUAAGGUAGUGUACGUAGAACAUCAUAUGCUUUCUCAUAUACCUCUGAAGGAGUAUAGCCUCAAUAGCAACUAUAGCCUCAAUAGCAUUCAUGCUAGUACAACCAUUGUGAAACUAUGGAUGAUUGAUAUCAGGAAAAAAAUAAGUUUCAGUUAAUGCAUCCAAAUAUGUUUCAUCCAAUUUAUUACCAGUUUAUUCUUCAAAAAUGAUUGAUCCUGCAUGUAAUUUACUUAAAGUUUUGAGUGUUGAUGCGAUUUGAUCUAGAUCAAACGAAUUUGUUAUACCAAUGCUUUUAAAACCCAAUACAUUAAGGUCUUCCAAAACAAUUAAUUUGUCCUUUCUUGCUAAGUAGCAUUCAGGAUAUACCUUACCAUCAAUAUAUGUGUUGAUUUGCUUAAGUAGAUUAUCAUGCAUUAUUGCUUCUUUUGAAAAGACACACAACUUAUCCAUUAAUUCACCAUGGUAACCUUUUGCAGUAGGACUUUGCCUAAUAAACAUAUGCAAACCAACUACUUUCUCUUCCUCCAGUUUUAAAGCUACGUAUUCCUUACGCGGUAAUCCAUAAAAUCCAGAAGAUUGAUAAUCAUUUUUAAAUAUCCACUCUACCAUUUCAAAAUCACUGCACUUAAAUUUAUUCUUUAUCGCUUCUUUUAAAUCGGUGUGAGUUAGUAUA